AUGUACGGCCGCAACGAGCUCGCCCCGGACGCAGGUGACAAGGAUGGCAAACCCCUGUGGAAGUUGGUCCUCAAGCAGUUUGACGAUCUUCUUGUAAAGAUCCUCAUUGUGGCUGCCCUGGUGGAUUUCUUCAUUGCCUUUGCUGGUGGUGAAGGUCUGGGGGCCUUUGUGGAGCCAGCUGUGAUUGUCCUCAUCCUCGUCGCCAAUGCCACGGUGGGAGUGUUGACGGAGACCAAUGCUGACAGGGCCAUAGAGGAGCUCAAGGCCUACGAGGCCGACGUGGCGACCGUGCUGCGGGAGGGGCGCUGGACUGUGACCCCGGCGGUCGAGAUCGUGCCGGGGGACAUCGUCGAGGUGGCAGUGGGGGGCAAGGUGCCGGCCGAUGUGCGCGUGGCCGCCAUCCUUUCCUCUGGCCUCCGCAUCGACCAGUCCAUCUUGACGGGGGAGUCGGGAAGCGUUCCCAAGUCUGUCGAGCCCGUGGCUGCAGGGAAGGCCGUCUACCAGGACAAGACCAACAUCCUGUUUUCUGGCACCGUCGUCACCGCAGGCAGGUGCCAGGGCAUUGUCACGGGAACGGGCGCGGCCACCGCCAUCGGCAAGAUCCGCGACGCCAUGGCGGGACUGGAGGAUGCAGAGACGCCGCUGCGCAAGAAGCUGGACGAGCUGGGCUCCCUGCUCAGCAAGGUGAUUGCCGUCAUCUGCAUCUUGGUCUGGGUCGUCAACCUGCCGCACUUCAAGGAUCCCAUCCACGGGAGCUGGUUUGCAGGCGCUCUCUACUACUUCAAGAUCGCCGUGGCCCUGGCUGUGGCAGCCAUCCCAGAGGGCCUGCCUGCUGUGGUGACCACAUGCCUUGCCCUGGGCACCCGCCAGAUGGCCAAGCAGCACGCGAUCGUGCGCAAGCUGCCCUCGGUGGAGACGCUGGGCUGCACCACCGUCAUCUGCUCCGACAAGACGGGCACGCUGACCACCAACCAGAUGACGGUCGUGCGCGUGACGACGCUGGGUGCCGACGCCGGACACCUGGCCGACUAUGAAGUGACGGGGACGUCCUUUGCGCCGGAGGGGACAGUGCUGGCGGAGGAGGGCCCGCUGGCCUGCCCCGCCGACCAGCCAGCCCUGUGCCAGCUGGCCAUGUGUGCAGCCCUGUGCAACGACUCCCACCUGAGCUACUCGAGCGAGCGCGGGACGUACCAGCGCAUCGGCGAGGCCACGGAGGUGGCCCUGCGAGUCCUGGCCGAAAAGAUCGGCAUCCCAGGGUACGCCGCCAUGCCCCAUGCCCUCGCCCGGUUGGGCCGGGAGGAAAGGGCGACGUACUGCAACAACCACUGGGCCGAGGUCUGGCGCAAGUCCUACACCCUCGACUUCUCCCGCCUGAGCCUGCAUGGGGCCGGCGCGGCGCUGAGGCCCUUCACGACGUCUUCAUCCAUGCGUCAGAGGAAAUGCACGAUCAGCUGCCGCAGCAUGGAGGCCGGUGUGGGAAUCUUCGGCACCAAGGCUGGCAUGACGUCCAUCUACAAGGAUGGCAACAUGCUCCCCGUGACGGUGGUGGCCCUCGAGCCCGGCAACAUCGUGACCCAGCUCAAGUCGGAGGGCCGGGAGGGGUACAACUCCGUGCAGGUGGGGUACCGCGUCGUCCCCGACCGUAAGAUCACCAAGCCAGAGCGCAACCACCUGGCCAAGGCGGGCGCGCCGCCCAUGAAGUUCCUGAGGGAGUUCAAGGUAAAGGACACCCAAGGACUUGAGCCUGGUCAGGCCUUGAACAUUGCCUCGAUGUUUAAGGAGGGCGACUUUGUGGACGUUGCCGGCACGAGCAUCGGCAAGGGAUUCCAGGGUGAGGAUCGCGUCUUGGACCGCCGCAUGAUGAGCACGCUGUGCUCAGGCCCCGACGGCCCCCAGCUCUUCGCCAAGGGCGCGCCCGAGGCCGUCCUGGCGCGCUGCACCUCGGCGCUGCUGGGCGCGCGCGCCGGCGCCGCGACCGUGCCCAUGACCGAGGCCCUGCGCGUGCGCUUGCUGCAGCGCGUGACGGCAUACGGCUCCGGCUCCGCGCUGCGCACGCUGGCGCUGGCCUGCCGGCCCUGGCGCGACGCGCGUGGCGAGGUGCUGGCCGGGGACGAGGCCACCGCCGGCUCCGUGGCCGCCCAGAUCGGGCUGCUGGGGCCGGGGGAGGCGGAGGGCGGGCCCUCGACUGGGACCAGCCUGGCGGGGCUGGAGUUCGACGAGCUGAGCGGGAAGGAACGCGAGCGCGCCGCCGCCAGCCUGGUGGUCUUCGCGCGCGUGGAGCCCAACCACAAGACAGCACUGGUGGACCUGCUGAAGGCACAGGCGAGUGAGAGUGAUGGGGGUCACGUCGUGGCAAUGACCGGAGACGGGGUUAACGAUGCCCCUGCGCUGCGGCGGGCCGACAUUGGGAUCGCCAUGGGCUCCGGCACCGCCGUCGCCAAGCACGCAGCCGACAUGGUCCUGGCGGACGACAACUUUGCCACCAUCGUCUCGGCAGUGGCGGCGGGGCGGGCCAUCUUUGCCAACACCAAGCAGUUCAUCCGGUACAUGAUCUCCUCCAAUAUCGGGGAGGUGGUGGCCAUCUUCUCGGCCGCCCUGGUCGGCAUCCCGGAGUGCCUCAACCCGGUCCAGCUGCUCUGGGUGAACCUGGUGACAGAUGGACUGCCGGCCACGGCCAUCGGCUUCAACAAGCCAGACCCACUGAUCAUGCAGCAGCGACCCAGAAGGGCCAGCCAAGGGAUCGUUGACAGCUGGCUCUUCACCAGGUACCUGGUUGUCGGCGCCUAUGUGGGCAUUGCCACCGUGUCCGGCUUCGUCUGGUGGUUCAUGGCAUAUGAGGGCGGCCCCCAGCUGUCCUGGGCUGCGCUCCGCGACUUCCAGCACUGCGAGGGAACCGCCUGCGAUGUGUUCAGGUCGCGCAACCCCUCCACGGUGUCCAUGAGCGUGCUGGUGGUGGUGGAGAUGUUCAAUGCCCUGAAUGCGCUGUCAGAGAACGCGAGCCUGCUGUCCAUUCCUGCAUGGAGCAACCCCUGGCUGGUGGCCGCCAUCGGCGUUUCCAUGGCGCUGCACCUCCUCAUCCUGUACAUUCCCGUUCUGGCAGCCCUCUUCAGCGUCGUGCCGCUGGCCUGGGCGGAGUGGAAGAUGGUGCUCCUCCUCUCUGCCCCUGUGAUUCUGGUGGACGAGGUCCUGAAGCUUAUCUCCCGAACCUGGUUCAGCGAGAUGGCGACCUCCAGUUUCGGACCGUCUGGCGGCGGGAGCGUGCGGACGGGGUGGCGGCUGUCCCUUCCCUGGCUGCGGAGAGCAACGGGCGGCGCUGUCAAGUAUAGCCCCAUCCUGGCUCGGGCGGGGGGCGUGGACCUGACCAGGAAGAGGUCAGACGAGUUUGGCGCCACCCGAGUGGCAUCGAUGCCAUGA
Auxenochlorella protothecoides is the source of this 3414-nucleotide messenger RNA. RefSeq names its product Calcium-transporting ATPase 3, endoplasmic reticulum-type. Gene Ontology annotation, biological process: intracellular calcium ion homeostasis; calcium ion transmembrane transport. The record is from RefSeq and is a predicted model, not a curated record. The coding region runs from base 1 to 3414 and encodes 1137 amino acids. Gene Ontology annotation, cellular component: membrane. NCBI's taxonomy places the organism in Eukaryota, Viridiplantae, Chlorophyta, Trebouxiophyceae, Chlorellales, Chlorellaceae. Gene Ontology annotation, molecular function: ATP binding; ATP hydrolysis activity; P-type calcium transporter activity. The transcript is spliced from 24 exons.